UUACUAUCAACUUUCAGUUAUUUUCUGUCAUCCAAAAGAAAAUCUAACAAUAGUUUUGAUCUUAAGAAACACUGCAAGAUGAGUUCAGCACACAGAGCUUGGAUUGUGGCAGCUAGUGUUGGAAUUGUUGAGGCCUUGAAGGACCAGGGCGUAUGCAGGUGGAACUACGCUUUAAGGUCUGCACAAAAACAUGUGAAAAACCAUGUUGGAUCGUUGUCACAGACAAAGAAGCUUUCCUCUUCUGCUAUGGUUUCUAGUUGUAGCAGACUAAAGGGUGAGAAGGUGAAGCAGUCAGAGGAGUCCUUAAGAACUGUUAUGUAUUUAAGUUGCUGGGGUCCUAACUAGAACAUUAAGGGUCGUAAGUAGAGAGAAACAUUUUGAUUUUUUUUUUUUUUAAGCUAGGCUACG
Gastrolobium bilobum is the source of this 408-nucleotide messenger RNA. RefSeq lists its product as uncharacterized. The transcript has a single exon. The record is from RefSeq and is a predicted model, not a curated record. Bases 79 to 345 code for a protein of 88 amino acids. NCBI's taxonomy places the organism in Eukaryota, Viridiplantae, Streptophyta, Magnoliopsida, Fabales, Fabaceae.